GAGUCUUUCUGUCUUAUCCUUCGACUCUUGCUUCAACUGUGUAUCUUUCAAGCUAUUUUGUUGGUCCAUCUUUCUCAACCAAGUUCACCAAUUGAACCCAAUAACCAGCCAUGGCAUUCUCUCCAACCACAAUUUCUGCAAUUUCUUUCACGAACCCGACACUCUCCAAAAGGCCUUAUUCACCUUCUUCUUCUUCUUCUCUAAACCCAAAAGCCAUGGCCAAAGAAGUUUACUUCAACCAUGACGGUUCAGUCACAAAGAAGCUUCAGGCAGGGGUGGACAUGGUGGCAGAGCUUGUUGGAGUCACAUUGGGUCCAAAAGGAAGAAAUGUGGUUCUGCAAAAUAAGUAUGGACCGCCUAAGAUUGUAAAUGACGGCGAGACUGUUCUCAAACAGAUUGAAUUGGAGGACCCUGUGGAGAAUGUUGGAGUUAAAUUGGUAAGGCAAGCUGGAGCUAAAACAAAUGAUCUUGCUGGUGAUGGUUCUACAACAUCUGUGGUUCUUGCUCGAGGUCUUAUUGCUGAGGGUGUAAAGGUUAUUGCAGCUGGCAUGAACCCUGUUCAAAUUGCUCGUGGGAUAGAGAAGACAGCAGAUGCUCUUGUUUCUGAACUCAAAAUGAUGUCUAGAGAGAUUCAGGAUCAUGAGCUUGCAGAUGUUGCUGCAAUUAGUGCAGGGAAUGAUUAUACAGUGGGAAAUAUGAUUGCAGAUGCUUUUAACCGAGUAGGAAAAAGGGGUGUUGUCACAAUUGAAAAAGGAAAGAGUACUGAGAACAGUCUACAAAUUGUAGAAGGGAUGAAGUUUGAUCGUGGAUACUUGUCUCCAUACUUUGUCACUGAUCGACAAAAGAUGCUAGUGGAGUAUCAUAAUUGCAAGUUACUUUUGGUUGACAGAAAAAUUAUAAACGCAAAGGAGUUGUUUAAAUUAUUGGACAGUGCUGUUAAAGAGAAGUAUCCAAUUGUCAUAGUUGCAGAGGACAUUGAUAAGGAAGCUCUGGCUCCAGUAAUUAGAAAUAAGCUCAAAGGAGUGUUGCAGGCAGCUGCUAUUAAGGCUCCCGCCUUUGGAGAGCGCAAGAGCCAGUACUUAGAUGACAUUGCCAUCUUAACUGGAGGCACUGUAAUCAGAGAUGAGAUGGGUUUGACCCUUGAUAAGGUUGGCAAGGAAGUGUUGGGCAUUGCCACCAAAGUUGUGAUAACUAAAGAUUCUACAUUAAUUGUGACCGAUGGCAGCACUCAGGGAGCUGUUGAGAAAAGGGUUUCUCAAAUCCAACGGCUUUCUGAGAAUACCGAAGAGAAUUCCCAAAAGAAGAUACUGAAUGAAAGAAUAGCAAGGUUAUCAGGGGGAAUUGCUAUUCUUCAGGUAGGAGCACAAACACAAGUGGAGUUAAAGGAUAAACAACUCAGAAUUGAGGAUGCUUUAAAUGCAACCAAGGCAGCAAUUGAGGAAGGCAUUGUAGUUGGUGGUGGAUGUAGCCUUUUGAGAUUAUCAACAAAGGUGGAUGAUAUCAAAGAAGGUUUGGAUAAUGAAGAACAGCAGAUUGGAGCUGAGAUAUUCAAGAGAGCUUUAAGUUAUCCUGUAAAACUGAUAGCCAAAAAUGCAGGUGUAAAUGGCAGUGUUGUUGUAGAGAAUAUUCUAUCCAAUCAUAAUACAGAAUAUGGAUAUAAUGCUGCAAGAGACUGUUAUGAGGACCUUGUGAAAGCUGGGAUCAUGGAUCCAUCAAAGGUAGUUAGAUGUUGUUUGGAGCAUGCGGCAUCUGUGGCCAAGACUUUUCUGACAUCUAAUGCUGUUGUAGUCGACAUAAAAGAAUUAGAGCCCAUCCGAAGGAGGAUGCCAAUGCCAACAGCAACGCCAAGGUCAAUGUCAAUGCCAAUGCCAAUGCCGAGUUCAAUGCCCAUGCCAAAGCCAAUGACAAGGCCAAUGACAAGGUCUAUGCCAAGGCCAGGCUCAGGACUUGGACCAAUUGGCUUCUAGCUCAGCAAAAGAGAUUGACAUGGCAAUCACACUGUUCAUCUCUCAAACCCUUCUUCCAUACAUCCUUGAGAAAAGUUCCGAAGAAAAAUAUGGAAGAGUUUUUAAAAAUAUGUAUAAAGUUUGUCCUUAAUUCUCUUAUAACUGGGUAAAGAAUGCAAUUUUGGGGAGUGAUUAGAGGAAUAUAAGGAUUUUUGCUCAACUAAGAUUUCUAUUGAUGAAGGAACCUCUUUGGACGAUGUAAAUAUGAUAAACUAGCUGAUUCUUAGCUGCAUGGGAAAAUAGAGCCAAUUUUCUGAUUACAAAGAAUCACAUAUACAAAAACUUGGUUAUUGGUUUUCCAUUGUCCCCUA
Molecule: messenger RNA, 2317 nt
Organism: Ziziphus jujuba (common jujube)
Lineage: Eukaryota; Viridiplantae; Streptophyta; Magnoliopsida; Rosales; Rhamnaceae
Product: chaperonin 60 subunit beta 4, chloroplastic
Exons: 14
Coding region: 111-1967 (618 amino acids)
Biological process (GO): protein refolding
Cellular component (GO): chloroplast stroma
Molecular function (GO): ATP binding; ATP-dependent protein folding chaperone
Source: RefSeq, a predicted model, not a curated record